Drosophila novamexicana is the source of this 926-nucleotide messenger RNA. RefSeq lists its product as uncharacterized. The transcript is spliced from 3 exons. NCBI's taxonomy places the organism in Eukaryota, Metazoa, Arthropoda, Insecta, Diptera, Drosophilidae. The record is from RefSeq and is a predicted model, not a curated record. Bases 243 to 662 code for a protein of 139 amino acids.
CUGCAGCUGCGUUUAACACAUAAUUUCGUGCAAGGUUGCGAAUUUUUAUUUUAAGUAUUUGUUUUUGUGAUAGUGUUGCAGUGCCAGCGCCAUGUUAACGUUAUUGUUGUGCAUGUAAUAAACCGAAUCUUGAAGAAAACGCCCAGCAGCUGCAGCAGUAGUCAAAAAGUAAAUCAAAUAAAACAAAAUCCGGAUUUAAACAAACUGCAAACUGCAUUUGGACGGCGUUUUCGGCAUUCACAAUGACACCAUUUGAUGAUUUCGUCUACUUAAUAAAUCACGUGCUGCUUGGCGAAGAGCCGACCAUCGAGGAUUUCAUAUUGCUUGUGGGUACACUGGUGGCCUUCAUAGCGUUCAUACUCUGGUGUUGUUUUCCCAUACAGCCAAAGGAACCGGGCCAGCAUCGUCAAUUUACGUGUAAAAUCAUACAGAAUCACAUCAAGGCAUUCGAUGCGGCCACCAGUAAUGACAAUGGCACUGCUACUGCGACUGCGACUGCAACAGCAAGCAGCAGUAACGGGAUUAAUGGCAGCGCCAGCUUCUUAAAUGGCGCCGGCAACGCAAGCACACAAUACAAUGGCGGCGGCGGCAGUUACAGCAAAAACGGCACCGUUGCCAUGCACAACUAUUACGUUAAGAACGGACACCACUGUUGCACCUAAUUGAGCGUGUGGCCCAAUGAAAUAUGGAACUUAACCAGGCCCAAGGCACUGGCAACAAAGCUUCGACCAAGUCAAAAACAAAAUUUUCAAAUUUGUUAGCCAAUUCUGAUUUCAAAUGAUUCAACUUGCGUUUGUUCCUUUCUCCUACUCUCUCUCCUUUCCUCAGUGUUCUAUAAAUGUGUGUAGAAAUUGUGCCAAUUGGUUGUUCAAAACGCAGCUAAAAGCUAUAAAAAGCGUACUGAACGUUGCCCCCCAUUCCCCCCG